This is a messenger RNA of Rana temporaria (common frog), 1030 nucleotides long. RefSeq names its product sulfotransferase 1C1-like. Bases 15 to 929 code for a protein of 304 amino acids. Gene Ontology annotation, molecular function: sulfotransferase activity. The record is from RefSeq and is a predicted model, not a curated record. Gene Ontology annotation, cellular component: cytoplasm. The transcript is spliced from 7 exons. NCBI's taxonomy places the organism in Eukaryota, Metazoa, Chordata, Amphibia, Anura, Ranidae. Gene Ontology annotation, biological process: sulfation.
UCCUCUCCAUCGUCAUGGCUUUUCAGAAAAACGCAGAGCACUUUGUGGGAUACGUCAUGCAGAGACCAGUACUGGGCUACGUCUCGGGGGUUCCGCUGGUCCAAAGGACAUGUGACACAUGGAGCGAUAUUUUAAAUUUCCAGGCGCACCCUGAGGACAUCCUGGUGGCCGCCUACCCAAAAGCAGGUAUCACCUGGCUGCAGGAGAUCGUGGAUAUGAUCUUCACGGACGGCGAUGUAGAGAAGUGCCGCAGAGCACCGACCUACGACAGACACCCCUUCAUUGAGGCUGUAGCCCCAAAACCUGUUCCGUCAGGGCUGCAGCUCGCGCAAAGCAUGAAGCCACCGCGCAUUUUAAAGACCCACCUCCCGGUACACGUCCUCCCUCCGUCAUUCUGGGAUCAGGACUGUAAGAUUAUAUACAUUGCUAGGAAUGCCAAGGACAGCAUGGUCUCCUACUUCCACUUCCAGAGGAUGAACAGGGGUCUCCCGGAGCCCGGAAACUGGGAGACGUACUUCUCAACGUUCCUGUCCGGAGAUGUGCCCUGGGGAAGCUGGUUUGACCACGUACUCGGAUGGUGGAACGCCAAAGAUCACCGCCAAGUGCUUUACAUCUUCUAUGAGGACUUGAUUGAGGAUCCGAGGCGUGAGAUCUGUAAAGUCGUGAGGUUCCUGGGAAAGGAUCUUUCGGGGGAAGUCCUGGAGAAGAUCUACCAGCACACCACCUUCCAGGCUAUGAAGGAGAACCCAAUGGCCAAUUACAGCACCAUCCCGGCAUUUGUCAUGGAUCAGUCCAUCUCGUCCUUCAUGAGAAAAGGUGUGGUGGGGGAUUGGAGGAACCAUUUCACCGUCUCCCAAGACACAAUAUUCGAGGAGGAAUACAAGAGGAGGAUGGAAGGGAAAGGAUUGGUUUUCCGCACGCAGCUCUGACCGCCAUCGUCCUUCGCGGCGGCGAUUCCAUUAUUAUUUUUUUUCUUCCACUGACUUGCAAAAUUUGCACUGGGCUCGCCGACCUCCAAUUUUUAAUUUCA